AGAGUUGGAAUUUGUAAAUCGAUCCUUAAAAAUAGUUUAUGAAAUUAAGGCUUUGACUGGGGGACAUAGUGUAUGGUGAAGUUGUGAUAAUAAAACAGGAAAGUGUAAAAUUUCUUGGAUAAAAACAACAACUGGAAGUAUGGGUCAUUCCAAAAGAGAAAGGUCUUCAUCAAGAUCUCCUCAUUGGGAGACAAAAAGGAAGAGGAUGAAACGAAAACAUAAGAAGCACAAGAGAAAAAAAACUUGUAAAGAAAAAGUAUCUAGAUUGCAUGAAAGAAGUUCUGUAAGAAGUUCAAGCUCGGCAAGCAGCUCUAGUUCAGAUUCAGAGCCAAGAUCACUGGCACAAUCAGAGGAAUUGUACAAAAGUAGAGUUGAGUCUUGUGAUCAAUCAAAAUCUACAUCUCCACCUAGGGCAAAUUUCAGUAGAGCAAGACUGAGUGAUAUGCUAGAAUCUGAGUCUCUGCCUAGGCAGAGUUCAAGAGGCGGAGUAAGGCCAAGGGAUCUGUCACAGUCCAAAUCCCCAAGACAUUUGACUACAAAAGGAUCAAGGUCCAUGUCUCCAUGUAAAGCUUCCUUUGGUGAAUGUAAGGUAACGGCAGAGAGAGUGAAGUCUCAUAAGUUUGAAAUCCCAAAAUCAGACUUACAUCCUUCAACAUUAAACAGUCAAAUGUACCCACAAACAUCCUUGACACUACAGAAAAGAAGCUCGAGCAGUGAAAGUGAUGCAGAUUCAGAAGAUGAGCUCAUGUUUGAUUGGGAGAACCAUCGCUACGAACUUAAUCAGAUGUUUUUCAGAGAUGAAGAUAUUAUUAAAAGAGGAAGUGAGGAAUAUUUUGACUUUUGGAAGUUUCUUAAAAAAUAUCAUGGACUGCAGAAACAAAAAAAGAUUCGAGAGAUGUGCACUAGCAACCAUACUAAAGACAGUAGUGAAGGGAGGAGCAUUAGUUUAGUUUAUCAGUUACCACUUCAAUAUGACAAAAGGUACAAUAUAAAUUUUGCCCUUAAUUUUAAAGAUAUUGAUGACUUACGAAGGAGACUGCCUCCACAAGAUUUAGAAGAUGGCAAGAAGCGACUCUCCAUGAAGAAGCUUGUUGAAAUUAAAUUUAUUAUUUUACUUUAUCUAGACUUCAUGCAGAAGCAAAGAUUUGAAAAGUUAAAAAAGUUGCGCAGUUCACAGGCUAAUCUCCCUAUUGCAGAUUACAAAGAAGAGAUAAUUUCUACAGUUCAGAAAAACAAUAUUGUGAUAAUUGCUGGUGACACUGGCUGUGGUAAGUCUACACAGGUUCCCCAGUACUUGCUCGCGGCUGGUUUUUUGAACAUUGCUUGUACACAGCCACGACGCAUUGCCUGCAUAUCUCUGUCAAAGCGAGUUGCUUAUGAAACCCUAAAUGAAUUUGGCUCAAAAGUUGGCUAUCAAAUAAGGUUUGAGAAAAACAAAACGGAGCAUACGAGGAUAGUUUUUCUGACAGAGGGUCUUCUUUUGAGACAGGUGUCAGUAGAUAGUUCACUCUCUCUGUAUGAUGUAAUAAUUCUAGAUGAAAUUCAUGAACGUCACCUUGACACAGACUUCUUACUAGGGGUCAUGAAAUGUUUGUUAAUGCAGCGGGAAAAUAUUAAAAUUGUGUUGAUGAGUGCUACCAUCAAUAUUGACCUCUUUCGAAAUUAUUUUUUGGGCAAAGCCCCUGUAAUUCAAGUACCAGGCAGAUUGUACCCAAUCACACUGCAGUAUUUUCCAAUUCCAUCCAUAGAGAUAGCCAGUAAAAGAGAGAAAAUUAAUCCUGCACCAUAUGUACGAAUUCUUCAAUUGAUAGAUAGCAAAUAUCCGGAUGAUGAAAGAGGUGACUUGUUGAUCUUUCUGAGUGGCAUGAGUGAGAUAUCAACAGUUGUAGAAGAAGUCAAGACUUAUGCUUUGCAGACAAACAGAUGGAUUGUCUUGACUCUGCAUAGUACCUUGUCUGUUUCUGAGCAAGAAAAGGUUUUUGAUGUUCCUCCAGAAGGCGUUCGGAAAUGCAUAGUUUCUACAAAUAUUGCUGAAACGUCAAUUACUAUUGAUGGUGUUCGAUUUGUUGUUGACUCUGGAAAAGUUAAGGAAAUGAGCUAUGAUUCUCAGUCUAAGAUGAGGAAAUUAAAAGAGUUUUGGAUAAGUCAGGCUUCAGCAGAGCAAAGGAAAGGAAGAGCUGGUCGUACAGGCCCAGGAACCUGUUUUCGUUUGUACUCCGAACAGGAAUAUAAUUCAUUUUCCCAGUAUAGUACUCCAGAGAUACAGCGAGUUCCAUUGGAUUCUCUUGUCCUUCAGAUGAUUUCAAUGGGAUUGCCGAAUAUUAGACUCUUCCCAUUUAUUGAACCUCCAGCUAUAGAGAGUUUAGAAAAUUCCUUAUACUCUCUAAAGGCUCAAGCGGCUGUUUCAGAAGCAGAGGGGUUGACUACCAUUGGUAAACUCCUCUCUCAGUUACCCAUGGAUGUGAGUCUUGGCAAGAUGCUGAUUAUGGGCUCUCUCUUCCACCAGGUAGAACUAGUUCUCUCACUCUCAGCAGCCAUGAGUGUACAGAGUCCUUUCACUAACCGAGCACAUCGAGAUCCUGAAUGUUUAGCCUCAAUUAAGAACCUUGAGUCUGAUCAUGGGGACCCCUUCACCCUUCUGGCCUCUUACAGGGAAUGGUUGUGUGUCAAACAAGAGGGCCAUGAAAACUCUCGCAAGUGGUGUAGAAGACGAGGAUUAGAGGAACAGCGCUUUUAUGAAAUGACAAAGUUGCGGCAUCAAUUUGCUCAACUGCUACAUGAUUCAGGACUUCAAGAUAUAGCUGGCUGUUCUCGUGCCCAUUUGACAAGUGCAGAACGUGCUCAGAGGAGUGGUCAGUUGAGACAGCUUCGCGAAUUGAAGAGGGAAUUGCACAAGGAUAGACCUCGGACGGCUAAGGUGCUCAAAGUGUCUCAAGGAGAGAGCAUUGCAAGUGAUGAGGAUGACAGUCGAACUGACAUUAAGGAUGUUGACUUCAGGAUCAAGAAUGAUCAGAAACAGUUGCAGGAGAUAUACCGAAACUCUACAAUACGAUCUUAUAAGGACAUGACUGUGCUGAAGAUCAUCCUUUGUAGUGGACUGUACCCAAAUGUGGCAAUAGCUGAUGAACAUAAUAAUUACAAGCCAGGAUCAGAACAGCUCUUUCACACAGCCUCGAAGCCAUUUGCAGUUCUACACCCAAACAGCGUUUUUGCAAGCAACCCAGAAGUGCUCCAGGUCACAGACUCGGACUUGGUAGAGUUGCCUGGGUUCACAUCGAGACACCCUGCCAGCACCAAGCACCAGCUGCUGGCUUAUGUAUCCCUAUUGGAGACAAACAAGCCAUACCUUGUUGAUACCUUGAGGGUUCCAGCUGCUCAAGUGUUGCUACUUUUUGCUCACAAUUUGGACAGUAAUGCUGAUUUAACUGUAAUAGCAUGUGAUAACUUUAUUGAACUUAAAUUCCCAGAUGCUAUGUCAGCUCAGAAUCUUGUGUUUCAAGCAGUACAACUUCGUCAAAAGUGGAAACAUUUACUCGAUCUUAGAAUACAGGCCACAACACCUGCCAUUGAAAACCAAGACAGACUCAUAACAGAAGCAAAUACAUUAGAGAAAGAUCUCAUGGCUGGAUUAGUUGACUUUUUCGUAACGGAGACAAUUUACUCGCAGCGUCGUCUUCUUGCUGCAGACAUAAAAGUUCUCCACAAGGGUCCAGGACCAGGUGAUUGUAUCUUGAGUGGAAAUCCAUUUAGUGAUGAUGGCAAUGAUAUAUGUCUGCUGAAUGAUAUUAAAGGAGGAGUUGAUUUGACACCGUUCCUAACUUACAAUUGCUUGCUCGAUACUGAAUGUAUGGUUACUACCAUCACUUCAUACGAUACCGUGUGCCCAUAUUGUGACAAAGAGUUCCAUCUGACGACACUUGAGCGUUUAGGGCACAUGGCACAGUGUUUGAAAGGUGCCAUGCAGUCUUCAAAAGCAGUUGAAGACAUGACUGAAGAUAGGAAUGAUGGUGAUCCUACAAAGAAAAAGUAUGAGUGUGACAUUUGUAACAGGACUUUGUGGUUGAAUAUUAAGGGUAUUUUUAAGCACAAGAAAUCACACUUGGCCUGAUGUGACGUUUUAUAAAUUUUGACCUACUUACAUAUUUUAUAUACAGUAUAUAUACAUUUGUCUGUGAAUAUUUUUGACAACUGUUAUAUUGUGUUCUCAUAGUUUCCAUCCAUAUGCUGUACUUCAACCCCUAAUUCCAUAAUAAUAAUAAAUAACAUAUGAUAAUAGCCCGGCAAAGGUCAUGCUUUCCUGGCAGGUGCCGUAGCCUGACUAUAUAUGUACAGUAUCUUAUAUUCAGUAUAUUUUUGUCAAGACCUGCUAGCAGAUUCUAAUUAUUAAGUGUAUAUGGUUGAAUAUAUUUUAUCUACUGUGCACAGGACUUUCAGCUUCACAUAAUUUUGAUGUUAACAUUUAAUUCAAGGCAUAUCUUUGCAGUAAGAUAUGCACCCAAAUACAGUGUAUUAUAUUUAUGUUGUGAAAUAUAACACUUGAUAUAAA
This is a messenger RNA of Procambarus clarkii (red swamp crayfish), 4546 nucleotides long. Its product is annotated as probable ATP-dependent RNA helicase DHX34. Gene Ontology annotation, molecular function: helicase activity; RNA binding; ATP binding. Lineage: Eukaryota; Metazoa; Arthropoda; Malacostraca; Decapoda; Cambaridae. Gene Ontology annotation, cellular component: intracellular anatomical structure. The record is from RefSeq and is a predicted model, not a curated record. Gene Ontology annotation, biological process: nuclear-transcribed mRNA catabolic process, nonsense-mediated decay.